GUCCCAGUCCUUGCAAAAAACAAAACAAGUUUUUGUUACAAAAAAGGUACUAAGUUACAAAGACACAGAGAUUCCUUGGAGUGUAUAUAUUCAUCAACGUAUCCGAACGCUUUCAAUUGAUCAUCGAUUUCUUUCCCAAUUAGCACAGUAUGAAGGCUCCUCGGAGACCGAUCCACGCCAUAUCAACAUGGGUUCGACGGCAACCCCCAAAAGUAAAGGCUUUCCUGGCAGUGGUUGCUGGCAUGGCGGCGUUAGUACUGCUGCGUGCCAUUGUACACGAUCACGACAACCUUUUUGUAGCUGCCGAGGCUGUUCACGCCAUUGGAAUCUCUGUCCUUAUUUAUAAACUCAUGAAAGAAAAAACUUGUGCUGGACUUUCACUCAAAUCCCAGGAGCUCACUGCUCUGUUUUUGGCUGUCAGACUGUAUUGUAGUUUUGUCAUGGAAUAUGAUAUACACACCUUACUUGAUUUAGCUACAUUGGCUACAACCUUGUGGGUUAUUUAUAUGAUCCGAUUUAAUCUUAAAUCAAGUUACAUGGAGGACAAAGACAAUUGUGCAAUUUAUUAUGUGGUGAUCCCUUGUACUGCCUUAGCCUUACUAAUUCAUCCAUCAACAUCACAUCACUUCAUCAAUAGAAUCUUCUGGGCUUUCUGUGUUUAUUUGGAGGCAGUUUCUGUGCUUCCUCAACUUCGUGUCAUGCAGAACACUAAGAUAGUUGAACCUUUCACAGCUCAUUAUGUAUUUGCGUUGGGUGUUGCGAGGUUCUUAAGCUGCGCUCAUUGGGUUCUCCAGGUUUUGGACAGUCGUGGCCAUCUGCUAGUAGCAUUGGGUCAUGGUCUAUGGCCUUCAAUGGUUCUUAUAUCUGAAAUUGUUCAGACAUUCAUCUUAGCAGACUUCUGUUACUACUAUGUUAAAAGUGUUUUCGGAGGACAGCUGGUUUUGCGCCUUCCUUCUGGGGUCGUGUAACUGAAGUUUGUGCUAAUUGAUGGACGAAUUUCGCGUACCCUGCUUGCCUUGCGUUUGCUUAACAUUUUUGUAUCUACGCGAGUUCAACAAAUGGUCUGGGUUCUCCAGGAGUAAGAUCAAAGAGUGGAUGUUCUUGUAAAGCUAGCACUAUCUAAAUGGGAUGUUCUUGUAAAGCUAGCACUAUCUAAAUGAAGUAUUUGAUUUUGUGGCAAUCAUAGUUUUAACUUUUUUCUUUAUGAGCUCUAA
Lycium ferocissimum is the source of this 1214-nucleotide messenger RNA. RefSeq lists its product as uncharacterized. The record is from RefSeq and is a predicted model, not a curated record. Gene Ontology annotation, molecular function: ER lumen protein retrieval receptor activity. Gene Ontology annotation, cellular component: membrane. The coding region runs from base 150 to 968 and encodes 272 amino acids. Gene Ontology annotation, biological process: protein retention in ER lumen. The transcript has 6 exons. NCBI's taxonomy places the organism in Eukaryota, Viridiplantae, Streptophyta, Magnoliopsida, Solanales, Solanaceae.